This is a messenger RNA of Moneuplotes crassus, 528 nucleotides long. Lineage: Eukaryota; Ciliophora; Spirotrichea; Euplotida; Euplotidae. The record is from the annotation of a GenBank genome assembly.
AAUAAAUUUGUUUGCAAAUGGAUUUCGGGUUGGACCUCCAAAUGAGUAUUGUGCAUAACCUAGAAGACGUGCUUGCUUGCUGCUUCUGAUACAACAAAAUAGAUGUAAACAACCAUUAUGUGUGCAAACAGUGAUGAAAACUUAGGUGCCACUGCUGCCCUCCAGCUAAGAACGAGAAAUGUGAGUGCACCAAAGGCUCAAAGUUUGUAAAAGUCUUCACUGGCAAUAAGAAGUAUAAGCAACCACUCAGAAUUGUCAAGAAAGUAGAAGAGCUAAUUGAAAUGGAAAAAGUAGAGAAAGUACAGGAACAAGAGACUAGAAGGGUCAAGGAAGAGAUCGAAGAAACUGAGAAAGAAAUUGAAAUAUUUCAGUAUUUAGUAGAAUAUUUGAGCCAAAAUCAUCAAGAAACUCCUCAAGUCAAUUUUGAAUAUGAAGAAAAUUUUCCUGAUGAAAAUGCUGGAGAAUCACUGUUCUAAAAUGUUAGAAAUUUAAACAGAUUGAAGACUUCUAAUUUUAUUCAAUAUUAUA